Messenger RNA from Ixodes scapularis (black-legged tick), 1023 nucleotides. RefSeq names its product papilin-like. Lineage: Eukaryota; Metazoa; Arthropoda; Arachnida; Ixodida; Ixodidae. Bases 37 to 996 code for a protein of 319 amino acids. Gene Ontology annotation, molecular function: serine-type endopeptidase inhibitor activity. The record is from RefSeq and is a predicted model, not a curated record. The transcript is spliced from 7 exons.
GAUCCGAGCGUUUGCUAAUCUUUGAUUAGUGUUAACAUGAAGAUAAUUUUCAUAUGUAUAUUCAUUCCAGCAGCACUUGGUUAUCCCGAAGGCAGAACGACUAUGACAAAGAAAGAUGUUUGUAAGAUGAAGCCCCCGGUAGGGAUCGCCCGUGGAAUAUUUCCCGGUUGGUUCUACAAUGAGAGCCUUGAUCUUUGUCAGUACUAUGAAUUUAGUACCUUCAAGCUUGAACAUGAGAAGAUCAACAAAUUUUCAAAUCUAUCAGAAUGCAGCAAAACAUGCAGGAGUCACGUGCCAAGUUUUUGCUUUGAUACCCCAAAGAAAACCGGCAAGAAAGCGCUAAUUUACAAGUGGACUUACAAUUCAACCCGAGGAAAGUGUGUUAAGUGGUACUGGGAGCCAGAAACAACCAGAGACUCAAAUGUGUUUGAAAUGGAAGGCGAUUGUUUAGAUAUAUGCCAAGGUCCCGACUACGGCCCUUGCGCGCAGCUACCUACCGAACUCGAACGCAGGCACGACAACACUCAAUAUUAUCGCUACAAUCUAACUUCCCAAACUUGCUACCUUGACAGAACGUACAUAGGCAUAAGGGGAGAGAACGCAUUCCUGACCCUUAAUGCCUGCUACGCACGCUGUGGACGAUUUGUGAAGAACAAAUGCAAGCUACCUGUGCAGGACCUCGGUAUGUGCAGUCGAAUUGGCCCACGAUAUAUGUUCGAUCGAGAGGAGAAAAAAUGCAAGAAAUAUACUGGUUGCGAUCAUCAUGGUAUCGGUUUCUACAACCAAAGCGAGUGCUACAACACAUGCGAAAGUCCCGUUGACAGAAGGUGCCUUCCGGAUCUUUCAUUAAGAUAUUGCAAGCCAAAAGACGACGUAUUUUAUCGGUAUGACCAGAAGAAAGGAAAGUGCUUCCUUGAUAACAAUUACCAUUGCCGUGGGAGCAACGGGUUCGUUUCGGAGGAGGAUUGCAACAAGAUAUGUGCACAACGAAAAUAAUUCAACUGGAGUCAAUCACUCUUCUGC